Limanda limanda (common dab) is the source of this 2753-nucleotide messenger RNA. RefSeq names its product chromosome 2 C6orf120 homolog (gene c2h6orf120). NCBI's taxonomy places the organism in Eukaryota, Metazoa, Chordata, Actinopteri, Pleuronectiformes, Pleuronectidae. The record is from RefSeq and is a predicted model, not a curated record. Bases 110 to 655 code for a protein of 181 amino acids. The transcript has 2 exons.
CCUGAGAAGAAGAGGUUAGCUAGUUUCUGCAGCUCGCUGUUUGCUUUGGAUCAAGAUGCCGGCUGUCUGGCGUCGUCCAGGCGGGUUCUGAUUGGCCGAUGCCUUCAUCAUGAUGCUGAGUUGCAGCGCCCUGGUGGUCGCCCUCCUGGUGUCGCAGACCAGGAGCUUCCUGACCUCAGAGGACGACGGCGUCCCUGAAGAGUGGGUUCUCCUCCACGUGGUUCAGGGCCACAUUGGGGCAGGAAACUACAGCUACCUACGCCUCAACCACGACGGCCGAAUCAUCCUGCACAUGCAGAGCCUCAAGGGGGACGCAGACCUCUACGUGUCGGAUAAAACCCUGCAGCCGACCUACGCCACCUACCAGCUGCAGUCAGCCACCUGCGGCCAGGACGUGGUGGUGGUGCCCGGGGACUUUGUGAGGCCGGUCGGCAUCGGCAUCUACGGCCACCCGUCUCACCAGGAGAGCGAGUUUGAAAUGCGGGUGUUCUACGAUCAGACGGUGUCCCUGAAUCCAUUUGACGAUGGCUUGUACAAGUCGGGGGACGGACACGAGCAAAAGCAUUCGCCCCAAGGUGCAGACGAGAAAGAGGCCUCGAUCGUGUGGACAAUUCUGAUUGGACUUUUGAAGAUUAUACUUGAGAUUUUGUUUUAAAAAACGGGGAGAUUCCCUGCUGCUGUGACAGGGGGAAGAGACUCGGUUCUUGGUUCACUCGGCCUAGAUAAAUUAAAGAUUUAUUUUUGAGAAAAUGUCCCACAAAACCUCAGUUAGAAUUCAGGCAUUUUAAACUGGAAAAAACCCACUUGAUCAAAAGAGAGGUAAAUGAGCUCAAACAUCCACCAAGACCCAACUGUCUCUAAAAUCCAAUCAAGCUGCACCAAAUCACACUCUCAUAGAUAUCAGUCCUGUGAUUGGGCCUGAUUCAUGAAUUAUUCUGCGUGAAAAGUAUGAAAAUGAUAAGAAAUUUCUUCUCUCACAUUGUUUAAGAAGCGAGAACAAAAGUCCUGGAUCCACACAAGUCCCUUCGCAAACAGACCGGGGUGGAAACAUAACCUCCUCGGUGGAGAUGGUCAGUUUUUAAAUCAGAAGCUGGAUCACUUGAUUUUACCAGUGAACAACCAAUCAGAAAACGUCUGUAUGUUUGAUGUUAAGUGAUUAAACAUGAGCAGAGUUCUCAUUCGACUCGAGAGUGAAGUGAGUUAAGUUCAUAUUUAACUUUUAAGAACGCUGGAUGUCCACAAAACUAGCAUUUAUGCAAUUAAGCUGGUCAGACCACAUCCAGACGUUGAAUUAGAACAUUAAAUACCUCUAUUACAUUCUAGUGAUCAGGUGAACUGGGGUCAACUCACUGAAAAAAGGUGAUUGGAUCAAGAAGAGGAUUUAAGAUGGUUUGACCUUUUUUUUAUUUGGAAAAUCGUUUUCCGAAUCACUUCUGUGUUUUAUUUUCGGUGCAAACUGUUUCUCAGAUUGUCAUGUUUCCUUGCUGAGCUGUCGGAGGAGUGAACUCCAUCCUGACGCCUCAGCCUCUCUCACAGCACGUCCCCAAGCAGGGAGACGACUGCAGCUACGUUCACACCUGGUGUCAACAUCUGUCCUGAGGGAUCCUGUCACAAGUGUCCAAGUUCAGAUCGCCCGCUGUGCAUUUUACUUUUCAGAACCACCUGGUUCCUGAGUUGUGAAGCUGUUUGUGUGUUUGAAAUCCCAAAUGUGGAGAAAGGAAAAAGACGUACACUGUAAAUAACGUGUUGCAUUUGUGUUCUGAGCUUUUACACAACACGUUGACUCCCCUGAACACUAUUUAUAUACCAGAGCAGAGAGAGAGGUUCAGAUGCGACUCGCAGAAAUGAAAAGUUCAACAUGAUGUUCAUUGGUUUGUAAGCGAUGACAUCACCAAGUUGUGUAUCAAGCUUUAUAGGUUGUUGUUCUGAGACGAGAUGGCGAACAAAUUCUUUUCCGAUUCCGACACCACGUGGACGCACAAUCUGAGGUGUUCUGUGCUGCGUGUGCUCCCUUUCAUUUGAUUGUGUGAACAGACACACACCAAAGGACUCAGCUACAGCUACACACACUGGAAGAAUAGAAUUAUCUCAGGAAUAAAGCGAUGACGGAUGCAUUUUACCAUCAGGCGUGAUCAGAUGAACUUACAGCUGUGCACUUGUGAGCAGAUCCCUCAGGAGGACAGGUGUGAGACCCGGUGUGAGACCCGGUGUGAGACCCGGUGUGAGACCCGGUGUGAGACCCGGUGUGAGACCCGGUGUGAUCGGACCCUUGAACAGGAACCUGUCCGUCAGCUCAUCUUUAAAACUAAUUUAGCACCAGGCAGAGAUGACAGUGUGUGUCUCGCCUGUGAAUGAAAACCACUUGUCUUAACUCUGCAUAUCACACAGGAGACUUAGCAAUACCCUCAUGGUCAGCCCUUUGUCCUGGAGGUUCCUUCAGGAUACCCGUGCUGCUCUGGUUUCAUGUACUUGCUGAAUUUCGACUCCAGACAGGAAGCUCUGGUCCACGGCGACGUUUCAUUUGGUUUUGAUGGUUCACUUUGUUUCACCUGUUGGACGAGCUCCUGAGUUUAACACCCCCCUCCUCCAGCUUCAGAGGAGCUCAGCUACCGUUCACCACUGAGCAGAAAUGUUCACCAGUGCCUUCAGACCCUUCCUGUGCCGGGAGGAGCAGCCAAACAGUUUCCCUGUUUCCAGAGACGAUUCUGUCUGGUUUACAAAAUAAAACUCUUGUCAUACAGACUGUUAAAACC